CUAGUAUUGUUAUUAUUUCUUAUCCAGUUCAACCUGCAUCCUAAAUAACUGACCGGCAUUUCUCGGUAUCUGUCAUUUGUUGAUACGUGCGAAGGAAUCAUGUUUACCUCGCAAACUUCAAUGCAAACUUCCUCCUUCCAAGAUUCAAUUGACGUGGAAGAAAAGGAUACGGAUUAUGACAACGAAGAGAUUGGAUAUAAUCAGAAAAUACAGUUGAACUGUUACUAUACCAUUUAUUUCUACCAAGGCACCAGAUCUGAGGCAGCUGCAGAGGGCAACGUGGCAUGGAGCCAGAGAAGAACAGAUUCCACAGCCAGUACCAGUCAGGAAGAUUUUAGCCUCACCCUAGUGGACAGCAGCCUGCCGGCAGAGGCGGAGCCAGAGCUACGAUGCUACAUCUCCCGGAGGCUGAGCAAAGGAGCCCUGCUGGGGGGCAUGGGAAACAUUGCCACAGUGGAGCUCAGUGUCCCAGAGGCGGCGGUGGGAUGUUACUGCUGUCUCCUGGAGCAGGAGAGAUCCCCAGAGCAGCUCGACGCAGACGGCAAUGGCUAUGUGAUCUGCCUCAUGGGAGGCUCUGAGAAAGGCCUCAACCUAUUCAGACUCGAACUGGACAAGUACGUGCAAGGCCUGCAGAGCAGUCUACAGACUCCUGAGCUGGUGAACCUAGAGACCGAGAUCAGGCCCUACCUGAGCAUGUGGUACGAGGAGUCGGUGAUGCACAUCCACAGAGUGGUGCAGAUGGUCCAGGGGAGUAUCAGCUUCCUGCUACAUGCUGCUCUGAGUCACAUACACGUGGAGGUCACCAAUACAGAUGACAGGACCAAGGCUGAUGUUGCUAGGUUCAUUAAGGCAGCCAGUCUGCAGGGUCUGGUCCAGGAGGACACUACCUCAGCCUCUCUGUGUAAGGCCUCAGAAGCCAUUACUGACCUGAUCAUAGACUGCUCCACCAGCCCUCCUACACUCUCCAACACAGGUCUGUGUAACUGCUCUAACCUGUUCAGUAACCGUUUCUGUGACGACUGGAUCCAGUCAUUCCUGAACGCAGCAGAGCGCUGUAACCCUUUCCUCCUCAGACAGAUCCUGGAGAACUUCAAACUCAAGGCCAUCCAGGACAUGAACAGUCUGAAGCGGUUCAUCCGUCAGGCCGAGUCGAGUCACUACGCUCUGUUCCGCUGCUGCCAGUUCCUGCAGGGCUGUGGGAAUGGGGACGUGCUGCUCCAGAACGCCCACGCCGAGCACAGCGACCUCCCCGAGGCCUGCAGCAUCAUCCGCGUGCUGGACGAGUUCCUCAGCGAACAGCAGGCCCAGGGAUGAGGGACACUGACAUACCGCAGCCACCAGGGCGGCGAUAGUUCAACUCUAAUCGACAUUGACAUACCACAGCCACCAGGGCGGCGAUAGUUCAACUCUAAUCGACACUGACAUACCGCAGCCACCAGGGCGGCGAUAGUUCAACUCUAAUCGACAUUGACAUACCGCAGCCACAAGGGCGGCACUUUUCCUUUACCUUUUCCUUGACCUUUGGUGUUUUACAUACAUGUUGUUGUUAUAUUUGAAGUGGUCAGUGUCUUCCAUUUGCGGUGUGAUUGAAUAGCAUUUACCCAGACGAAACAGACCAAUUAUGUUGCAUCUGAAUCAGAAUUAACUGUAAAAACCAGAAAGAUCCAAAGUCAUGCUAACACUAGUGUUUUCUUUGCUAGUAUUAAAACAUGCAGUACUAUAAACUAAUGGAAACACUAUCAGUAUGUUUAACCCAUACUAUACAUCUCAACAUCGGAAUCAUUUGUUUCACAUGUCCAAAUGUUGUAUUUUAUUUAUUUAUUAUUAGUGUUGCUUGCUUGCCUUUUGUCUGCAUGUCAGUGUGCUAGCUACAUACUACAGUACAAGCCUGCUUUUCUGCAUAGUGGAAUCACUUUAAUCAGCUUUUGUUACUUACUCAAUUUCACUGCUGCUUUUUGUAUUUCUGUUGCUGACUGCAGUCUUUGUCUUAUCUAAAGAUAUUCCUUAAUCUGGUUAAUCCUUACAUUCCUUAUUACGGGAAUAUUACAGUGUUGUAGUGGCAAAAACGUGUUGUAGAUCUACUUCACAGGAGGCUGCUGAGGGGAGGACGGCUCAUAAUAAUAAUAGCCAGAACGCAUGGAAACCAUGUAUUUGAUACCAUUCCACUCAUUCCUCUCCAGCCAUUACCAUGAGCACGUCCUCCCAAAUUAAGGUGCCACGAACCUCCUGUGAUCUACUUUCACUGUAUAUUAAGUUACAAAAAUUACCUUCACAACUCUUCACCAGCCCUAUUAUAAUGAUAGUAUGUUCAGGGCAAAAUAACCCACAUUAUUUAUUGUGCCUGUAUGACAGCAACUAAGUAGGAUAUAUUUUCCUAUCAAUGUGUCUACAUCUCUAAAAGUACAUAAUGGUGAAAAUGAAGCAAUAUUGUCUGUGAAGGUGUGCCCUUUAAACUGUGAACCAAGUGACAUGUUAGUCGGUGUGCUAUUGCAUUGGACAAUGUUGACUGACCAUACAACCUUUAACUGUGCAUUUAAAUCUCCUGUACAAUUUAAUGUCUAUCAUAUUGAUCUGUAGUUUGUCUUAUAAGCUGAAACAAAUAGUAAUGUGAAUCCUCUGUGUGGACUGAA
This is a messenger RNA of Coregonus clupeaformis (lake whitefish), 2630 nucleotides long. RefSeq names its product protein Njmu-R1-like. Bases 100 to 1314 code for a protein of 404 amino acids. The transcript is spliced from 10 exons. The record is from RefSeq and is a predicted model, not a curated record. Gene Ontology annotation, cellular component: trans-Golgi network. NCBI's taxonomy places the organism in Eukaryota, Metazoa, Chordata, Actinopteri, Salmoniformes, Salmonidae.